Molecule: messenger RNA, 531 nt
Organism: Eimeria necatrix
Lineage: Eukaryota; Apicomplexa; Conoidasida; Eucoccidiorida; Eimeriidae
Exons: 3
Coding region: 1-531 (176 amino acids)
Source: RefSeq, a predicted model, not a curated record
AUGCAGCGCCAGAAGCUCAGCAGAGCACGCCUGAGCAGCAGCAGCAGCUGCCGCCGGAGCAGAAGCUCUAUCGCAGCAGUAACAGUGCAGCAGCAGCACUGCAGCAGCUGCAGUGCAACAGCAGCAGUGCAGCAGCAGCAACAGCACUGCAGCAGCAGCAAAACAGCAGCAGCAGCAGCAGCAGCAGAAUGGCGCGGGAAACACCCCCGCGUUGGUGAACAGUUUGUUGACUUCGCUGUGCAACAUUUCGCCCUUCUUUUCUGUGCUCAGACUGAGGCUUACAAGAAGGCCAAAAGGCAGGCCCGCGCAGCAGCUCGACAGGCUCGACAAAUGAAAGAGGCGAAGGGCGUGCUGCUGGAGGGCCGCAAAAGCCUGUACAUGUCGCUGCAGCAAAACACGGGGGUUUCGUGGUUUAGGGGUUUGAGGGUUUUGAAGUUUUUGGAAAUGCACCAAGCAGCAAACCCUCCUUUGUCGCAGCAGCAGCAGCAGCAGCUAGCAGCAGCAGUGGCCCUCGCCAAACUCGGCCCCUGA